Acaromyces ingoldii is the source of this 510-nucleotide messenger RNA. RefSeq lists its product as hypothetical. Bases 95 to 325 code for a protein of 76 amino acids. The record is from RefSeq and is a predicted model, not a curated record. Lineage: Eukaryota; Fungi; Basidiomycota; Exobasidiomycetes; Exobasidiales; Cryptobasidiaceae. The transcript has a single exon.
UUCUGUUGUCCUUUUUCUUUCUUUGUCUUUGUCGAGUAACCCUACACUAUCCGCACUGGAGCAAUUUCAUGUAGCAAGAGUACAGAGGUCUCCUAUGCCUGGAUUAAUACUAAAUGGGGAAGUUAUAGACAGUAAGUCAACCAAGGUCAGGCGAGGCGAGGCCAUGUCGGAGACGGCGGACGGGAUGGGCUUCGAGACGCGGGAUCGUCCCAGAUUUACGAGCCAUCAUGCGCACGCAAAAUCCGCCCCGUCCUUUUCGAAAAGCCAGGCCGCUAAAAAGUCAUACCAAACGCAGGCAAUCUCUGGUAGUGUUGCGAGCGAGUGAAGAAUAGGUAGUGGCUUGGGAAAGUCGACGGGAACGCAACGAGAAACGCAAAUCUGACGAUGCGGUCACGAGCAAAGGCCAAGUGGCUGGCUUCCUGGCUCUUGCAUGAUCUAUGGCUUCGUACCGCAUCUGUGGGUUCAUGCUGCACGCUAAGGUCACGGGCCUCGGGAUAGACACCAGCGUCU